AUUUAGGUGAGAUGUUUACGGAAGAACAGAAUGAAAUGGUGGAAUCAGCUGCUGAGAUGCUUUAUGGUCUUAUUCAUGUUCGUUACAUUUUGACAACUAAAGGAAUGGCUGCAAUGACUGACAAGUACAAGAACUGUGAUUUCGGGAGAUGCCCGAGAGUUUUCUGUUGCGGUCAGUCUUGUCUCCCUGUUGGACAAUCCGACAUCCCGAGAUCGAGUACUGUUAAGAUAUACUGCCCAAAAUGCGAAGACAUUUCUUACCCGCGAUCUAAAUUCCAAGGCAAUAUUGAUGGAGCCUACUUUGGAACCACAUUCCCUCACUUGUUCCUGAUGACUUACGGGAACUUAAAGCCGCAGAAACCGACUCAAAACUACGUCCCAAAAAUCUUUGGUUUUAAGGUACACAAACCAUGAAGCUUACCGCGCUGCAUUCUCAAUGGUGAUACAUUUUUAGUGGGCUCGGUUUUUUGCAUCCGGAUGAGCAACGGAAGACGAUAGCUGCGGUUUGAAUGAACGAACAUACAUCAAUCAUUGGGUAAAGAGGGUGAAAGCUAAAAUGAAGUUGGAAGAUGGAAUCUUGAAAUAAUCUACAAUGAAGCUCCAAGAAAACUUGUAAGCGCAACACAACAGCCUGGCUCUUUGAGGGAAAAAAAAAAGACACUUAUCGGGGUUUGUCUCCGAAAAGAUUUCCCCCAGUUAGUUGGAUUUUUGUUUUUAACUGUUGUUUCCCUUCUCAGCUUAUUAUUAUUUGUCUUUCUAAUUUCAUGUAAAACCUCAGAAAUUGUUUCCUAA
Molecule: messenger RNA, 791 nt
Organism: Camelina sativa (false flax)
Lineage: Eukaryota; Viridiplantae; Streptophyta; Magnoliopsida; Brassicales; Brassicaceae
Source: RefSeq, a predicted model, not a curated record